This is a messenger RNA of Gaeumannomyces tritici R3-111a-1, 1734 nucleotides long. RefSeq lists its product as hypothetical. The coding region runs from base 1 to 1734 and encodes 577 amino acids. The record is from RefSeq and is a predicted model, not a curated record. The transcript is spliced from 2 exons. Lineage: Eukaryota; Fungi; Ascomycota; Sordariomycetes; Magnaporthales; Magnaporthaceae.
AUGGAGGUCCCGGGCUUCGUCAUCGGCACAUCGGGCCUUAUCGCCGUCGCGCAGCUGUGCCUCGACAUCGCGCGCGCCAUCGACGGCAUCCGUGCCUUCAAGGAGGACAGCGCGUCCCUGUACGCCGUUUACAACUUUGAGCAGGUCCGCUUGGCGCUAUGGCUCGCCCACGUUGUCGGCGUCACGCAGCCGUCGCCCGCUGUGGACUCGGAGGCCCUACGCCGGAUGGAGAUUACCGAGAGCCAGAUGCCGGUCGUCCUGACCUCCGGGUCCCCCAUCAACUUGCACGAGCCGCUGCGUAAUGCACUGACCGAGGUCGCGAGGAUCCUCGGCAAGCUCAACAAGCUACUCACCAAGUAUGAGACCGCGGGCGCAGGCGACGCGACUGUUAUGACGCGCAUCAAGUUCCAGACGCGGCUGUUCAAGGAGGGCGGGCGGGAUGAGAUCAAGGCGCUCCUGGGGCAGCUCAAGACGUGGAACGACAGCCUCGACAGCGUCGUCGAGAGCAGGAUGCGACACCACCUGGCAGCCACCAUGCACGUCCGCCUGCUGGCCGCCGCCCAGACGGACGAACAGCUUGAGGUCGUCCAGGGCGCCGCGCGGGAGACGCACCCCGUGCUGGGACAGGAGGCGGCGUUCCGGCGGGAGCUGCUCGGCAUCGAGUGUCGGGGAGAUGGCGGUGGGCAGCAGAGCAGCGGCCUCAGUGUCAGUCUCGACCAUCUUAGCCCCGGUUCACCGCCAGCGGCGCUUAAAGAUGGAAGUUUGAGGUGCAUGGGCCGGUUGAGCAGACCGGGGCAGCCAACCAUCCGCAUUCUCCAGGAAUGGAAGCUAGGCCAGCCCAACUGGGGCGACCUGGAGCGCACAACCGCAACCGCCCGCGCAGACCAGCUCGCCAGCAUCCUCCGCCUCGAAACCAAGCCCCCGCGCCUGCGCUGCCUCGACCUGGUCGCCUACGCCCUCCGCGACGGGCCCCGCGGCCGCCUCGACUUCUGCUUCCUGUACCGCCCGCCCCCGUUCGCCGACGGCUCGUCGUCGCCGCCCACGACGCUGCACGCCGCGCUGUCCCUGUCCGAGCGGCGCCGGCCCUCCCUCGCGCAGCGCUUCCGCGUCGCCGCCGCCCUGGCCGGGUCGGUCCUGGCCCUGCACGGGGCCGGCUGGCUGCACAAGGCCGUGUGCGGCGCCAACGUGCUCUUCUUCGCCGACGCGCAGACGGAGCGGCUCGACUUUUCGCAGCCCUUCGUCGCGGGCUUCGAGUUUGCCCGGCCCGACACGGUGCGCGACCUCACGCUCGAGGGCGGGCCCGGUGGGGGUGAUGGCAGUGGCAGUGGUGGUGGCUUCUUCGCGCCGUACUGCCACCCGGAGCUGGUCGCGUCUCUUGCUGGAGGGGCAGUGGCGGGAGGCGGUAGGCGUCGGCAUCAGCGGCGGUUCGACAUUUACGGCUUGGGCGUGGUGCUGCUGGAGAUCGGGUGCUGGAUGAGCGCGGCCACCAUCUUGGCGUCGCGGAGGAGGGGGGGCCAGGACAGUGAUUCUGCGAGCGCGCACGAGCACUUGAUGCGGACCGCGGCUGAGGCGCUGCCAUCGAGGGUCGGGACGCGGUACAAGCAGGCAGUGUGCGCCUGUCUAACAUGGGAGGCCGAUACCGAGGGCGAAGAUGGGGAAGCGAGGCAGAGACAGAUUGAGGAGUUUGCGGACCGUGUGGUGGGCGUGUUGGGGGAGUGUCACUGCAGUUUCUGA